Molecule: messenger RNA, 3540 nt
Organism: Neurospora crassa OR74A
Lineage: Eukaryota; Fungi; Ascomycota; Sordariomycetes; Sordariales; Sordariaceae
Gene: stk-51
Product: protein kinase, variant
Exons: 3
Coding region: 300-2552 (750 amino acids)
Biological process (GO): protein phosphorylation
Molecular function (GO): protein kinase activity; ATP binding
Source: RefSeq, a predicted model, not a curated record
CCUGCAUCUCCCACUAUCAAGGUUCCCAAUUUCCACCCCCGCCAUUCACAGUUUCGAGCAAACACGGGAGAUUUCGACCAUUCCGAGACGGCCACAGCGACAAAGAACACAACAGACGGAACAAGAAGAAGGAUACGAAUAGACGCUCAACCGUCCGCGUCACCAAGAACACGGCGAUUUAAUUAAGCCCAUCAAACAGAAUGGGCGUCCACUCCAUCUCCAGCUCCAAGUCCUGAGGACAGCAUCACCACCACCACCACCACCACCACCACCACCACCCCAAGUCAGCAGCAGUCGUCAUGUCACUCAUCCCAUACCAUCCCCGCGAAGGGCGUGAGAUUGUGCUCCGCCAUCGCAAUGCCAUUGUUGUCCGCGAUCCCCUCACGCAGCGCCUCGAGAUCCGCGGCCUCCAGCUUCACGAAUGCCCCACCUGUCACCAGCCCCUGCGAACCUCUCCCGAGAGUCAUGUCGACGAUGAUUCGGACCGUCGCGAGUCCUACGUCGACCCCGACUACUUCCGUAUGUUGCGCGACGGCCACAACGGCCAGACUUCGUCCAACCCACGCCCGCCCUCGAGCCCCAUCCGCCGCUUGGUCCGUCCGGUCCCUGCCAUAGACGAUCGUGGAAACGAAGUGGGCGUACAGAAUGCCGAAUUCGUCAGCAGCGAGCCUGUGCCCUCCGAGACCACCCGCAUCAAGAAGGAGGCUUUUGCCCCAAACUACUUUGAAACCUUUUUCCACGAGGAGCGUACCCUCGGCCGCGGUGGCAAGGGCGUCGUUAUGCUUGUGCGCCAUGAGAUCGACGGUUGCAACUUGGGUCACUUUGCAUGCAAGCGCGUGCCCGUGGGCGAUGACCACGCCUGGCUGGGCAAGGUGCUUGUCGAAGUCGAGUUGCUCGCCAAACUGUCGCAUCCAAACCUGGUUUCGUACCGCUUCUCGUGGGUCGAGGAUGUCAAGAUCAACAAGUUCGGCCCCAAGGUCGCAUGUGCCUUCAUUCUCCAGCAGUACUGCAACGGCGGCGAUCUGCAGCAAUAUGUCAUUGGCGACCUGCUCAAGGAGCCAACCAUAGAGCAGAUCAAGGCCCAAAGACGCCGCCGAUCCAAGGGUUUCAUCGAGCGGCCUAGCGUCACACAGCGCCAGUUGCCCUUCAAGGAGAUCUUCUCGCUGUUCAAGGACAUCACUUCCGGUCUUGCUUACCUCCACACCGCCAACUACAUUCACAGGGAUCUCAAACCCAGCAACUGUCUUUUGCAUCGCGAGGGUGGUCGUACUAGCUGUCUCAUCAGUGAUUUCGGCGAGGUUCAGCCCGAAAAUGCCGUCCGCGUGUCAACCGGGUCGACUGGCACCAUCUCUUACUGUGCUCCCGAGGUGUUGAUCAAGGACGCAAGCGGCAAGUACGGUAACUUUACGACAAAAUCGGAUAUCUUCUCGCUCGGAAUGAUUCUCUAUUUUAUGUGUUUCGGGCGGUUGCCAUAUGCCAAUGCUAAUUCGCUCCACGAGGAGCUGGAGGAUAUUGAUUUACUGCGCAGUGAGAUCACGGACUGGAAGGGUUUUGAAGAUGAACGACGCGAGCGCCCCGACCUUCCCGCAAAGUUAUACCAGCUGCUUAAGCGGCUUCUUGCUAUCAACCCAGCCGAGCGUCCGAGUGCAAAUGAGGUUUUGAGUGCCAUGAAGAAUGAGUCAAGCUUAGACGGGUUGGGAGGGAAUUCUACGGGUUCUGUCCCAUCGAUUGGCCUAGCCGGGCGGCGGAUACAGGAUCUAGAUUCUCCCAUGCCUCCCAGCACGCCUAUGCCAGACCACAGACAUGCCAAAGUUUCUUCAUCUCCAGACGAGGAUCUUCCCUCGUCAGUUGAUGGUUACCCGCCAGUAUCCGAUACCCGCCAAAAGGGCGCAUCCGAUAUGCUUGAACUUGGCCCAGUUUCUAGGAACGGCAGCGUCGUCGCCCCGCACCCAUCUCCACCAGCCAUCACAACCCCGUUGCUCAUGCCACCACCUAGCACCCGGCUUGAGCAGAUGAGGCACUGCGCAGUGCUAACACGGUAUCACGCUGGGAUGUGGCUGGACGCAAAUGGACUUUCCCUUGGAGUGCUGCUUAGGCUUGCCUUUUUGGCCAUCAAAAUCUUUUCGCUGUCAUGGAUUUGCUGGCCGUACGCUUCUAAUCUCAGCAUUCUGACAUCGGUUUUUGCCCUGGCGAUUCUGGACCUGCUGCACCCAGUUGGGAGGCCGGAGCCAAGAAGAGGAAGCAAUGUCAUGCUUGGGGUACCUCCUCCCGGGAGUAGGCGAGGAAGCAGCUACGAGCAAGCGAACAACCAGAAUAGCCAGUUGCAUGACCAUAACGGGCACAUGGUUAGGGCCUCUCCUGACAUUGCUCCUAUCUACGACAACGAACAGUACAGGAGAGCGGGGACGGUGGUAGGUUGGAAAACAAGUGUUUCCCUGUUGUUGUUACAUUUCGCCAUUCUCUGGGUCACAAAUCACAUGGGCUUGCUCUGUGCCGUUGGGAGAUGGUCCCACUGGCCACCUCCUGAUUUGCCACACGAUGAGAUUGUUUGAUGGCCACAACCACUUCUGGGGUUAUCUAUCGGCUUGCUAUUAUGGAGCAUUCUGUGUCACAGCAUGGUAAGAAAUACUCCGGCGUUAGGGGAAAGGGUCACACGAAUGGGUUGGGGUCAAACUGCAACAGGAAAAUAGACAGUUUGCUUGAGUUCGGAUGCUCAAGCAGCAGAGGGAGUUCUACCAGUCAAGUCAAACUAUGGUGGCCCGGCAAGUAUUCCUGCAUGCAUUUUUUUUGGUAUUUCAAAAUGGUAUAUACUCAGUACGAAGAAGAAUUAUUUACAAGGUGCUGUCCCGUCUCCAUCGCAAAAAGCGAUUUGACACGUGUACAGCGUUUUGAAGACCGAGACCUACUGGUCUUCAAAAAGAAGAGAAUUACCCUGCCACCAACAUCCGUCCCACAUAUACAACUUCCGUUCCUUCUUAACGGCAUUACCUCAUACCAAACAUCCAGCUCCAUUCAGCCCUCGACACCCCCCUUUUAGCACCCAGAAGUCUUCAGCGCCGCAACAGCACAAGCAGUUCCGCUCGGUCCACUACCAAUCUUCUUGGGCUCCUUGCUGUUGUUGCUGGUUCCCUCAUACAGCCAGCAGACGCUCGAGUCCUUGAUGCACGAGUUCUUGAUGGUCGUCUUGUCGCCAUAGUUGGCGUUCACGCCGGCGACCACCUUGGCGCCCUCGACAUGGACAUUGGUAAACGUCGACGACCGCUGGUGCUGCGUCUUGCAGUUGCCGCACGAGCGGUACAGCUUGCCAAUGUCGGUGGCGUAGAAAUUCUUGACGGCCACGGUGCCGCCGCCGUUGUGCUGCAGGACCUUGUCGCUCGCGUGACGCGCGCCGCCGCCGUUGACGUAGGAGGUACCGGAGGUUUGCUUGAAUGUCGCGGCGUCUUCGCAGACGUCUGUCCACCAGCUGUUUUUUUUUUGGGGUGUCAGUACUCUGGAGAGGGAGAGGAGGGGGAGGGAGGGGAUGGGUGAAAGAAAAGGAGG